Tribolium madens (black flour beetle) is the source of this 3183-nucleotide messenger RNA. RefSeq names its product dynamin. Gene Ontology annotation, biological process: receptor-mediated endocytosis. The record is from RefSeq and is a predicted model, not a curated record. NCBI's taxonomy places the organism in Eukaryota, Metazoa, Arthropoda, Insecta, Coleoptera, Tenebrionidae. The coding region runs from base 228 to 2954 and encodes 908 amino acids. The transcript has 16 exons. Gene Ontology annotation, molecular function: GTPase activity; GTP binding; microtubule binding. Gene Ontology annotation, cellular component: synapse; plasma membrane; microtubule.
GACAUUUUCUCUUAAACUCGCCUUUGCCUUAUCACUGUGAUCUCAAUUUUAUUACAAAUUUCUCUCCUGAAAGUGUUAUUUUCGAGGUAUAAUCACGUCGAACAAUGUAAAUGCAUGAGUCAUGCGCGUUCAGUUAUGAUUCGGCCAUGUUCCUCGAUGUAUAUUGUUAAAGUGUCGAAGUAAAUUUUGUUGUUUUCGAGGGAAAUUCGCACAGUUCCGGCCUAAAAAUGGCAGGAAACACUGGAAUGGAGCAGCUUAUUCCCAUCGUGAAUAAGCUGCAAGAUGCUUUCACCCACCUGGGGGUGCACAUGACUCUGGAUCUGCCCCAAAUCGCCGUAGUGGGCGGACAGUCGGCUGGGAAAAGCUCCGUUUUGGAGAAUUUCGUCGGAAAAGACUUCCUUCCGAGAGGAUCCGGGAUUGUCACCAGGAGGCCCCUUAUUUUACAAUUGAUUAAUUCCAAUUCGGAAUAUGCCGAAUUUCUCCAUUGUAAGGGCAAAAAAUUCGUCGAUUUUGACGAAGUCCGUCGCGAAAUCGAAUCGGAAACGGAUCGAGUUACCGGAAGCAACAAAGGAAUAUCGAAUAUUCCCAUCAACUUGAGAGUGUACUCACCCCAUGUGUUAAAUUUAACUUUGAUUGAUUUGCCGGGUCUGACCAAAGUCCCCAUUGGCGACCAACCCCUCGACAUCGAACAGCAAAUCAAAGGAAUGAUAAUGCAGUUUAUCAAACGCGAAUCGUGCCUCAUCUUGGCUGUAACACCUGCCAACACCGAUUUGGCCAAUUCGGAUGCUCUCAAAUUGGCCAAAGAGGUCGAUCCUCAAGGGCUUCGGACUAUUGGUGUUAUCACGAAACUCGAUUUGAUGGAUGAAGGUACCGACGCUCGGGAUGUUCUAGAAAAUAAGCUAUUGCCUUUGAGAAGAGGCUACAUAGGUGUGGUGAAUCGGUCGCAGAAGGAUAUCGACGGAAGGAAGGAUAUUAAGGCGGCGAUGGCGGCUGAAAGGCAGUUCUUUUUAUCUCAUCCCUCGUAUAGGCAUCUUGCUGAUAGGUUGGGGACGCCCUAUCUGCAAAGGGUGUUAAAUCAGCAAUUGACCAAUCAUAUAAGAGAUACGUUACCGGGGUUGAGGGACAAGUUGCAGAAACAAUUGUUAACGUUGGAGAAGGAUGUCGAGCAGUUUAAGCAUUUUAGGCCCGACGAUCCGGCGAUCAAGACCAAGGCGAUGUUACAGAUGAUCCAGCAACUCCAGACCGACUUCGAGCGCACCAUCGAGGGCUCCGGUUCGGCACAAAUCAACACGAUGGAACUGUCUGGUGGUGCAAAAAUCAAUCGAUUGUUCCACGAACGUUUCCCUUUUGAAAUCGUCAAAAUGGAAUUCGACGAGAAGGAAUUGCGACGAGAAAUUGCUUUUGCAAUCCGUAAUAUUCACGGUAUUAGAGUGGGGCUUUUCACUCCUGAUAUGGCUUUUGAAGCCAUCGUCAAGAAACAAAUCGCUCGAUUGAAAGAACCGUCAUUAAAAUGUGUCGAUUUGGUGGUUACCGAAUUGUCAAAUGUUGUACGCGUGUGUACUGAUAAAAUGUCGCGCUAUCCGCGACUGAGAGAGGAAGCCGAGAGAAUCAUUACAACUCAUAUCAGACAAAGAGAGCAAUAUUGUAAAGAACAGUUGUGCUUACUUAUCGACUGCGAACUGGCUUAUAUGAAUACGAAUCACGAGGACUUUAUCGGUUUUGCUAAUGCUCAAAACCAGUCAGAGAACGCUUCCAAGACCGGGUCACGUGGCACUUUGGGUAAUCAGGUAAUCCGAAAAGGCUACAUGUGCAUCCACAAUUUGGGUAUAAUGAAAGGCGGAUCACGUGACUAUUGGUUCGUUCUCACUUCGGAGAAUAUCUCCUGGUAUAAGGAUGAAGAAGAACGCGAAAAGAAAUACAUGUUGCCAUUGGAUGGCUUGAAAUUGAGAGAUAUAGAACAGGGAUUUAUGUCACGCAGACAUAUGUUUGCGUUGUUUAAUCCCGAUGGACGAAAUGUCUACAAGGAUUACAAGCAACUCGAAUUGAGUUGUGAAACUUUGGAUGAAGUCGAUUCGUGGAAAGCGUCGUUUUUAAGAGCGGGGGUUUACCCGGAAAAGCAAACGGAACAAGUGAACGGCGAAGAGGAACAGGAGUCAAGUAUCGAGGCCGGCGGCGAGAACGUGAGCAGUUCCAUGGACCCCCAGCUCGAACGUCAAGUCGAAACAAUUCGAAAUUUGGUUGACAGUUACAUGCGAAUCGUCACAAAAACGACCCGAGAUCUAGUACCGAAAACAAUAAUGUACAUGAUUAUAAACCACACCAAAGACUUCAUAAAUGGCGAACUUUUAGCCCACAUUUAUGCCAGUGGCGACCAGUCACAAAUGAUGGAAGAAGCCCCUGAAGAGGCCCAAAAACGCGAAGAAAUGCUUCGUAUGUAUCACGCAUGCAAGGAGGCAUUGCACAUCAUUGGUGAUGUUUCGAUGGCAACCGUCUCCACCCCCGUUCCGCCCCCUGUGAAAAACGAUUGGCUGGCGAGUGGACUCGAAAAUCCGCGUUUGUCACCGCCGAGUCCAGGCGGGCCUCGGAAGACCGCUCCCAAUAUGGGUCAAGUUGGCAGCACUGGUUCGCUAGGUUCGAGGGCUCCACCGCCGCCCCCUAGUUCCGGUAGGCCGGCACCCGCUAUUCCCAACCGCCCCGGAGGCGGAGCACCUCCCAUGCCCCCUGGCAGGCCCCAAGGACAAGCCUUGCCGGCACCGCUCGUCCCCACUCGAAUUGGGGGCCAAGGACCGCAAGGGGGCGUUCAAGUGCCCCCUCAGGUGCAGAUGGCAGUUGGACGCGCUGUUACCAAUGCUGCUAUCAACGAACUCUCCAAUGCCUUCAAGUUCCAUAAUCGGCCAGUUCCAAACAUACCUCCAAGAAUACCAGAUAGGCCAAAUCCGGGACGACCAAAUUAAGUUCUAGUCAAAAUUGAAACGAUGGGACCAACGAGGUUAUAAUUUAGAAACAAUUGAUUUGUGAUUGUUGAAGACUUGGCGCUUUUUUUCAGUACAAUGACAGUAAUUUGUACCUAGUCUAAUGUAUAGUAUUAUUCCCAGUCCCACUUAGCCCCCCCUCUAAAUUAAUUUUGUAAGUUUUGUUGUACAUAUCUGUAUUCACUUAUUUGUAAUAUAUUGUUUAUUUUUA